GACAGUCGUCUAAAAAAAUCUGUCGAUUAAAAUCAAAAACGCAUUUUCGGAAAUAAUAAACAUAUAGUCUGAUAUACAAUAAUCGUAAACUCUACAUAUUAAAAUAUGUGUACCUUUCUAAACGCCUGGUUCUAGUUUUAGGUCGCAAAAUUUAAAUUUUAAAAGUGGUGACUGCCUAUUGUUGUUUAUUCGCCGGCGAAUUUUGACCAUUUGAAUGCAGUCAGGUUGAUACCGAUAGCGACGCCCUUUGCAGAGAUUGUCUGGAUGAGAUUUAUCAUUGGGUGAAAUGGCGAAGCAGCAUCCGCGGGAUUUUCAAAAUUUCAAGAGAAAUGAAAGGAGCAGAGCCACGGUUUCGGGUUUCUCUUCGCUCGGCAUGGAGAUUAAGAGAAAGAAAAUCAUGGAGAGCACCUACUUCCCAGAACAAGAGGACUGCAAUGUCCAGGAGAAAAUCGACUUUGAGAUCCGAAUGCGGGACGGAGCCCACAAGCUCCUUGCAGCAAGCACCCAGAGAGAUCAGGUUUUAAACGCUUCUAAAAACCUGAUGACCUGUAACAUGCGCAUUAUGGCCUACAUGACGGAGCUACAGAAAAAGAAGGAGGAACAGAUCAUGAACAGAAUGGCAAGAAGGUCUUCUGAUAUAGGGACGAAGGAGCGCACAGCAUGCAAGGGGAAAGUUGCAUUAUCAGACCUUCGGAUACCAUUAAUGUGGAAGGAUUCUGAUCACUUCAACAACAAAGGAAGGUCCCGACGCGUGGCUGUAUUUUGCCUGAUGAAACUCGGCUCUGAGGUUUUUGACACAGAAAUGGUGGUUGUGGAUAAAGCUGUCACAGACAUAUGUUUUGGGAAUUUAACUGUGUUCAACGAGGCAGGACCAGGUUUUGAGUUACAACUUCAGGUGUACAGCUGCUGUUUGGAGGAGGAGCCCUCCAUAGGUAGCACUCCUAAGAAGCUGGCAAAAAAACUGGGUACUUCAUUCAGCAAGCCCACAGGAAAGAGAGUGUGUCAACUGCUGGAUGGAAAUGACCAUCCAGCAGCUGGUGCGAAAUACAACUUACUUGCCUAUGCAACACUAACUCUUCCUCUUGCUGACGGCAGCUUCCAGUCACAGACCCUGACUAUUAGAGAGAAUGAGGACUCUUCCUUCUGGCUGCCUCUGUAUGGAAACAUAUGCUGUCGUUUGGUGGCUCAGCCGGUGUGCAUGACCCAAGACAGGAUGGGUGGCUUCUUGAAUCAGCAGCAAGCUGUUGGAGGCGUUCUCAGCUGCAGCAGGCUGUACUGUGUCCUGAGAGGGGGAAACAUGUUCUGCUACUACACGCCAGAGGAAAUUGAGGCUAAAGUAGAACCUGCCAUUGUCAUUCCUGUUAACAAGGAAACAAGGAUCCGAGCUGUGGAUAAGAGCCCACAGAAAAGGACCAACAGUUUCACUAUCAUUAAUCUCAUAGAUGGGGAAGCAGUGACCAAUGUGUUCACUGCAGAAUGCAGAGAGGAGCUUCAGAAAUGGAUGGAGGCCUUUUGGCAGCAUUUUUAUGAUCUGAGCCAAUGGAAGCACUGCUGCAAAGAGCUAAUGAAGAUUGAGAUAAUGUCCCCAAAGAGGCCUUCUUUGUUCCUUACAAAGCAAGCCACCUCAGUCUACCACGAUAUAAGCAUUGAUUCCCCAAUAAAGUCUGAAAGCCUAACAAACAUCAUUCAUAAUAAAAUAGAGGAGACAGAUGGGAGGUUUCUUAUCGGGCAACAGGACACUCCUUUGGUUCCUCAUUGGGGUGCCCUAUUUGAAGGCACCCAUAACAUGGUUGUUCAGAAAAACGUGGUGUCUCCUAGUCGAAGCUGUGAAAACCUCAGUCCUAACAGCUACGCAAUCAAGAAAAGACGAGCUCCACCACCUCCCCCUGACAGGCUGCCUUACAAACCAGGAGGAAGUGGCAACAAUCAGGCAGAUAAAGAAAAUUCCAGGAAAAACCCAAUGGCUCCAAUGAGGUCAUCUUCCCUCGAAAGCAAGUUCUCUUCGAUAGUACAGCAGCUGCAGAGGCCCACGGUCCCUCCCCGCAAGAACCUGACGUGUAACAAAGCCAGUUCGAGUGAAGACCAGAUGCCAGAGCUCUUACACAGGCCUGUACCUGCACCGCGACAGAGACUCAAAUCCUUCAAGGACAAAUUGAAUCCCAAAAGCUGGCGACAACCUCAAGAUUAACGCUGCUUUAUAACGUGCAUGUUGCAUGACCUGAAGACAGGGCUAUACCAUCUCUGUCAAAGUCUUAUUUUAUUUUCAGACCUUGAAGAUUUUUAUUUACUGCCAUUUUUUAUACUUUUAAACAUUUCAGUGGCUUUUAAAAAGAAAAGAAAAAGUAUACUCUCGUUAAUCCAGACCCCUGUAGUAAAAACUGAUUUAUAAUCCAAACCUAAUGAAAUCCAAAUCUGGUCUGAAUUGGUCUGGAUUGGUGAGAGUCUCUUGUACAUAUCUUUUUAAUCCUUUGUUGCUUUUUAAGAAUGGAAUAACAUGAAACCCUAUUCAAAAAUAUUUAAACUUUAUUUUAAAGAGUGUUUUUUAACAUUCUAUAAAACGGUUGAUCAAAACAGUCUUUUAAUAAGGCAUGGUUUACAGUUUUUGAAUAGGGUCUGUUUUUUAGUUUUCGUUCCUAGAUGGUAUGGAGUAAUGAUGUGUACUGUGACGUAUUCCGUUUCAAAAUAUGUUUGCACAUACUUAAAAAUCUAAUGUUAUAUGGGUCUUUCAAUUCAAAACCUUAUCCUGUAUGCUCUAACUGGUAGCAUGGGUGUCAUUAUGUAGCAUUGAGAUAGCUUCAUAUUUUUUUUUAACUUUCUUUAUAAUUGAUUGUAGGUUGUUUUUGGUACUGUAGUACUCUAUUUUGUUUUGUGAAAGUAACUUUUUUAGUAAAACAAAAUGUAAAUUUUGUUAAAAAAAAAAAAAAAAAGAAAGGAAAGUUUUGAUACUAUGAUGAUUUUAUAUUUUUUUUGUAAAAGACAUGGAUAUUUAUUUUAAUGAUCUAAACAUCAGUGGAUCUAAAUACAACUAGCCAUUAACUCAACAUUGAUCCUGCUGCUGCUUUCCCUCCCAGAAGUAAUUUCAACCCACUGCAUGACAUAAAAAUACAGUCAAACCAGGUUGCAGAAAAUCCCAUAUUUUUAAGAAGUUAAAUUUUUUGAACGACGAUAUUAAGAUCUGCCACUGUUUAGAUCAUUAAUGUAGGCCGCAUCAUGGCAUAAAUGUUUCCUAACUGAUUAAUCUGCUUAAAGUGUCAUUUUUUCAGACAAAAAUACAUCUGGUACUUGCCAUGGAAUUGUUUUUACUGGCUUUGCAGUCCUGUGGUUUUCCUGUGGUUCUCCUAGAAUAAAUACUUUAAGUAUGCCUUUGUAACAAAAGAGUCUGUUCAUUUAAAGUGACUACCUGCUUUCAAGUGCUGCUGAACAUAAUUUACUAUUCCCGAUUCUACAUAGGUUAAAACCAAAAUGUCAGAAAACCAAAAAAAUACAAAAUAAAUAACAAACAAAAAUAGUAC
Acipenser ruthenus (sterlet) is the source of this 3512-nucleotide messenger RNA. RefSeq names its product rhotekin-2-like. Gene Ontology annotation, biological process: hemopoiesis; positive regulation of cell population proliferation; signal transduction. Bases 287 to 2188 code for a protein of 633 amino acids. The record is from RefSeq and is a predicted model, not a curated record. Lineage: Eukaryota; Metazoa; Chordata; Actinopteri; Acipenseriformes; Acipenseridae. The transcript has 12 exons.